AUGAAAAAGUACCCUCACAUGUUGAUCAAGCCACCAAGCAAAAAAGUGACAGAAAGUGAUUACCUUCAAUGCAUCUGGUCUCGAAUCCUUGAAGCAAUGUUCCCCCCUGAAAAAAAUAUCAUUAGAAUCAAAAGUGGUGAAUCGGUCAACUCGGCAAGCAAUAUCAACAAGAACGAACAAUAUAAUGGUGCCAGCUAUAUCAAGUCAUCGAAGAUUGAUUUCCGUCUCUUGGUUGAUGUUCAUAAUGAUCAGAUUGAUGUAGGUGCUGGUGAAUGUGCUUUGAACAAUGCCGAUGAUAAAGCUAUCACUGACGAGGGGAAAUUGACUCGCGAGACAAAGGAUGCUCUGGACGAAAUCAUCAAAUUAGUACCUGAAGAUCUGAAUGACGCUACCUGUUGGGGAAUGCAAUUUGCUGGCUCGCACUGUACGAUGACUUCCAUUCAUCUUGAAUCUCAAGGAUUGUACGUAAACAUGCAUAGGCAUGAAUUUAAUAUCCCAUCAUCAUAUUCUUCGCUGGAGAAUUUCGGUCCCACAAUUGCUUGGCUGUUGACUAUGAGGCAGCACAUGUUGCGCUUGGACGAGAUUAUCAAGAGACACAAAACCCCAGAACACUCAAAUUGCGUGUCUUUCAACAGACGUCAGGCCCACUCUCCAAAUCACAAGCUGUCGUACAUCCGUGAUACCUACUACACGCCACCUCGCAACCAUAAGUCCAAGCUUCCCAUGUUCAUGUUUAGAAAUGCUCCAGCAUCAACACCGGAGUCAUCAGCUGCUCCAAGAGCUCCAAGUCAAGCAUCGAACACAGCUAUUACCAUCGUCCCUGGUGAACCGGAUAAAAAUGGUUAUAUUGAUCAACGCAACGGAACAUAUUAUAACAUCCACACCAAGAAGCUGUACGAUUACCAUCCUCUCAUCGAUACAAACGUAAAUGAGGAAGACGACGAUUAA
This is a messenger RNA of Mucor velutinosus, 948 nucleotides long. Its product is annotated as putative tRNA threonylcarbamoyladenosine biosynthesis protein kae1. The transcript has a single exon. Lineage: Eukaryota; Fungi; Mucoromycota; Mucoromycetes; Mucorales; Mucoraceae. Bases 1 to 948 code for a protein of 315 amino acids. The record is from RefSeq and is a predicted model, not a curated record.